CGUUAAGUUAACUGGAAUUGCAUCACUUUAAUUUCCUCUUUACUCUAAAAGAAACCAUUAGGUUAUCCAGUAGGUUUCACUCACUGAACGCUUACUCUGAAGAACAGCUCUGUCGAGUCAGUUUGAAACAGAAUGUCCGGGCAGCUGUAUCACACCAUCAGUCAAAUCACAGAUGAGCUCAGCACUGAAGAAUGCAAGCAGAUCUCUUACCUGUGUGGGGCUCUUGAUAUGGACACGUUCUCUUCUGAUCCCAGAAGAAAGUUACAAUCUGUGUUGUGCCAAAUUAGGAUGGAUUAUGUUCUCCUUAUGGAGCUCGUUCUGAAAAUAAAACGCUACGAUCUGCUGAGAGAAGUGCUGAUGACCAACAAGAGUAUGGUUGAGGGAAUGUUAAAACAUGGACACGCUGUACCUGAAUACAGAUUACUGAUGGCUGAUGUCAGUGAGGACAUGGACACUGAAGACCUGAAGUCAUUGACAUUCUUACUGAGAGGCACUUUACCGAAACAUAAACUGGAAAACGUCCAGAGUUUUCUAGACAUUGUGGUGGAGCUGGAGAAGCUCGACCAGCUCUCUAGUGAGAAGAUGGACAUGAUCGAACACUGCCUGAGAUCCAUUCACAGGGCUGAUCUGGCUAAAAAGAUAAGCCAUUACCAGCGGCGAGGACUAAUGACAAACCAAGGAACUUCCCCUCCAGACAGAUUACAACUCGGCAGAUGCAGAAAUGCAUUGCCGAACAAUUCAUCAGUUUCCUGCAAUGUUAGGCAGCUUCUCAAAUUCUGUGAUAAGACGACCGCUGUGAAGAAAGAAGCACUUAGUUCCUGUUGUCAGCAGGAUGAAGAAUACAGUAUGCAGAGUGAUCCCAGAGGAGUGUGUUUAAUCAUAGACUGUGUCGGCACUGAAGGAGACCAGCUGGCGGAAACAUUUAAGGGCUUACACUUCCAUGUGAUCAUACACAAGCUGCUGAGUGUCAGAGAUGUGCUGUCCACUCUGACUGAAGUGGCCCGACAGCGGGAUCACUACAGGGCAUGUGCGUUUGUUUGCUGCAUUAUCAGCCGAAGUCACUCAUCGGACCUGCUGGCCACUGACUCCCACGGCCCAGGACUGAACCUGGACACAAUCAGGCACCUGUUCACCCUAAACUCCUGCCCUGGCCUGGCAGGCAAGCCUAAACUCUUCUUUAUCCAGAGCUAUGAUGUGUCAGUGCCUCAGGAGUGUGCUGGAUGUAUGGGUUGUGGAGAUCAGGGAGAUUUGGAGACAGACGGGCUGUUUUGCAGGGCAAGGACUAUCCCAGCUGAUGCAGAUGUCUUCUGGAGUCACUGCUGGACUGGAGGGAAGAAACUGGAGAUACCAAACCACCAGUCUGUGUACCUGCAAGUUCUGCGAUCCUCCUUAACUGAGGGACAGAAAAGGAGGACUCAUAUGGUAGAUAUACACAUGGCGGUGAAUCGUGAAGUAUAUGAGCACAAUAACAAAUCUGCAGAUUCCUCUUACUAUUUAAAUCUGAGACACACUCUGAGGAAAGAUGUCUAUUUGUCAUGAUGCUGAACACUUAUCUUUGUUUAAACAUUGGCCCUUAACACUUACUUAGUUUAAUCAUUUUAAACCAUGACUUGCACUGCACACAAAUAACUAAUACUGGCAUUAUAUUCAUGUUGUUUAGCCAGAGGGGAACUGGUCCCCACAGUGAGUCUGGUUUCUCCCAAGGUUAUUUUUCUCCAUUAAUCAACAUCUUCUGGAGUUUUGUGUUUCUUGUCACAGUCGACUUCGGCUUGCUCACUGGGGUUAUACAUACAAUUAUUAUUUAAUUACUAAUUGUAAACACAAUUCACAAUCGUAUUUGAUCAAACUGCACAAUGAUGACUCAUAGACAUUAUAGACAUUACGGUUUUAACUUCUGUUAAUGCUGAUCUUCUAUAAAGCUGCUAUGAAAUGUGGUUGUGAAAAGCGCUAUACAAAUAAAACUGACUUGACUUAAAGGUAUAUGUUCAUAAAGAACAUGUACAAUGUUUAACUUAAGUAAUAUCAUAAUGAUGUUAAUAUUAAUUGUAUCAAUUAUAAUUUGCCUGUUACUGGACUCAUUGUUUUGAGUUUCCUAAAUCGUCCACAUGAUGGCAGUGUUGACCUUCUGACAGUAAACUUAACCAAAUACACUGUAAACCCUAAUGCUGUCAUUACUGGAAAAAUCAAUCUGUCUUAAUAAAACAUUAU
Molecule: messenger RNA, 2208 nt
Organism: Xyrauchen texanus (razorback sucker)
Lineage: Eukaryota; Metazoa; Chordata; Actinopteri; Cypriniformes; Catostomidae
Gene: cflarb
Product: CASP8 and FADD-like apoptosis regulator
Exons: 10
Coding region: 133-1539 (468 amino acids)
Biological process (GO): proteolysis; negative regulation of extrinsic apoptotic signaling pathway via death domain receptors
Molecular function (GO): protein binding; cysteine-type endopeptidase activity
Source: RefSeq, a predicted model, not a curated record